Colletotrichum higginsianum IMI 349063 is the source of this 1806-nucleotide messenger RNA. Its product is annotated as Cytochrome P450. Lineage: Eukaryota; Fungi; Ascomycota; Sordariomycetes; Glomerellales; Glomerellaceae. The record is from RefSeq and is a predicted model, not a curated record. Bases 1 to 1806 code for a protein of 601 amino acids. Gene Ontology annotation, molecular function: iron ion binding; monooxygenase activity; heme binding. The transcript has 4 exons.
AUGUUGGUCAAAGAAUUGUACCGACGAGAGCCGAUGGGACGGUUUCUGUGCUCAGGUCACAGCGGCGAAACCGAAUAUGGAGGGAUAAGCUCUGCCGUUCUGAUCAAGCCGUCCCUCAAACCUGAUCCCCUUCGUCCAAGAAGCCAACACAUCAUCGCUAUGGCCAUCUCAACGGUCUUUAUCGCUUUGAAUCAGAAACUUUUUGACCAUGCUCUGCAGUCAACAGCCCUUUCACUUCUCCUCAUACCCCUCAUCUACGUCAUUGCAAACGAGUUCAUCCGCUCCAAGGCCAGGAUAGCCAAGCUCGAUGGUCCUCGAGGCCUGCCCCUAAUCGGUAAUCUGUUGGACAUCCGGGUCAACGCAGCAGAGCAAUACCGCAAAUGGGCCAAGAAGUUUGGACCUGUCUACCAAAUCCAGCUGGGGAAUGUCCCCGUCGUCGUUGUGAACUCUUCUGCGGCGGCCAAGGCGCUUUUCGGGCAAAACGCCCAGGCGCUCAGCUCACGUCCGGAGUUCUACACGUUCCAUAAGGUGGAUUCAGAACUCCCCGAGUCAAAGGAAUGGAAAGCAGUGUGCAAGGACUCUAACAGGAGAUGCCGGGAAAAACAGAUUCUGUCUGACACCGCCGGCACAACUAUUGGUACUUCGCCAUACAGUGACUCCCUCAAGCGCCGCCGUAAAGGCGCUGCGUCGGCACUGAACCGACCCUCGGUGGCGACCUAUGUGCCUCAUCUCGAUGUCGAGUCCCGCGACUUUAUCAAGGAACUAUAUGAGUAUGGAAACGCUGGACAGACUGCUGUCGACCCUAUGCCCAUGAUUCAGCGCCUGUCGCUGUCCUUAGCCUUGACACUGAACUGGGGAGUCCGGAUGAGCAGCCAAAAGGACGGGCUCUUCAAGGAGAUUACCCACGUCGAGGAAGAAAUCAGUCGCUUCCGCUCCACCACUGGCAAUCUCCAAGACUACAUCCCCUUGCUCCGCCUCAACCCGAUCAACACGCACUCAGCCAAGGCGAGAGAUGUGCGAAACCGACGCGACGUCUAUCUCACGGCGUUGAACAGGGGCCUCGACGAGCGCAUGGCCAACGGCACCCACAAGCCGUGCAUCCAGGCGAACGUGAUCAUGGACAAGGACGCGAAGCUCGACAAGGCGGAGCUGACUUCCAUCAGCCUGACGAUGCUCUCGGGAGGGCUUGAUACCAUCACGACGCAGGUGGCUUGGUUCGUGGCCAUGCUGGCUCAGCGACAGGACAUUCAAGAAAAGGCGGUCGCGGCGAUUCGCGAGUUCUACGAAGAGAAGCAGCCCAUGUGCGAUGCCGAGGACGACCAGCAGUGCAAGUACAUCGUUGCACUGGUUCGCGAGUCACUCAGAUACUAUACUGUCCUUCGACUUGCCCUCCCCAGAGCUUCCGUGCGCGAUGUCCCUUACGGACAGACGAUAAUCCCCAAAGGGUCCGUCAUCUUCCUCAACGCAUGGGCGUGCAAUAUGGACUCUGAAGUUUGGUCCGAUCCUGAAGUAUUCCGCCCCGAACGCUGGCUGGAACAGCCGGAUGCGCCUCUGUUUACGUACGGUGUUGGCUACCGCAUGUGCGCCGGCUCUCUUCUGGCCAACCGCGAGCUGUACCUCGUCUACAUGAGGUUGCUCAACAGUUUCAAGGUCGAGAAGUACGACGACGUUGACCACCACCCCGUCUCCGGGAACGCCGAUCCCACUUCUCUCGUUGCGAUGCCGAGGCCGUUCCGGGCGAAGUUUGUGCCUCGGGAUAUCAACACGCUGAGCCAAGCUUUGAGGACCACCGAGGAGAAGUCUUAG